Messenger RNA from Macrobrachium nipponense, 828 nucleotides. Its product is annotated as E3 ubiquitin-protein ligase listerin-like. Gene Ontology annotation, cellular component: RQC complex; cytosol. Gene Ontology annotation, biological process: rescue of stalled cytosolic ribosome; ribosome-associated ubiquitin-dependent protein catabolic process. NCBI's taxonomy places the organism in Eukaryota, Metazoa, Arthropoda, Malacostraca, Decapoda, Palaemonidae. Gene Ontology annotation, molecular function: ubiquitin protein ligase activity; ribosomal large subunit binding. The coding region runs from base 1 to 813 and encodes 270 amino acids. The record is from RefSeq and is a predicted model, not a curated record. The transcript is spliced from 6 exons.
AUGAACAAGGCUGCUGUUACUGUGAUGAUGAUCUACGCACCUUCUAGUAGUGGGAGAACAGCCGAGUUAUUGGGUGGUGCCACUGGUUUCGUCGGCUUUAGUGCCUUACAGGAUUUGGGUUAUGUUCCUGCUGCUUCACAGGGAGUACUUACAGAUGACAGUGCUGUUUCAACUGAAUUUCGGGUUACCCUGAGGAAAAUGACCAAAAAAGAUGCUACCACAAAAAUUAAGGCAUUACAGGAGUUUGAAACCCUAUGUGGAAGUGAAGAUCUGGAAUCGGUCAAAUCAGCACUGCCAUUCUGGCCACGGAUAUACGCUAAAUUGUCAAUUGAUGCAGAAAGAAGGGUCCGAGAGGCAGCACAGGUUGCCAAUAAAGCUCUUGUAAUUCAAGUAGGAAAGCAGCUUGCUCCUCAUCUUCGUGCUGUCAUGCCUACCUGGGUGUUAGCUAUGGUGGAUCCACAUACUCCUGCUGCUCUUACAGCAUCUAAGGCUUUCCAUGAGGCAUUUUCAGUUGAGAAGAGAGCAGAGGUGUUAUUAUUUACGUGCAAAGCAGUUGUGGACCAUGUUUCUGAUAAUCUCUUCAACCAAACUCCUCAAACACUCUCAGAUCCAAAAGUAACUGCUGAAGAAGAUAUGAAGAGUAAAUACAUACGUGUUUUGUCUUGUUCUCUUAAUGGCCUGAGCCUUUUACUUUCAACCACAGUGAAGGCCACUGCUAAAAAACCUGAAGUUAUUGCUGAAGUUAAACCUGUCCUACAGAAUCCUAAGUUUUGGAAACUAGCAAAACAUGAACAUUCAUUGGUAAGCAUUUAACACAGACAAUGUUUU